AGCCCUCCCCCUGUCCAAGUGGCGUUAAUAACCAGACACAGAGAGGCUGCUACGGAGCAGAUGAAGAUGAAUCCAUGGACCCUCUCUGUGCUACUGCUGCUAGCUGGGCCGCUGGGGGCGGACCCUGACUGGCACGUGGAGUACCCUGACUCCUUCUGCGUGGUGGAGGGCUCCACCGCCACCAUCCCCUGCAGCUUCACCCACCCCGCGGGGCUCCGGGUGAAGCGGGUGGUCUGGUGCCACAAUCAUGAGUUCUGCCAGCGCCACGUGUACUUCGGGUACGACAGCAGCUACGUCCGGGCCAACAGCAGGUUCCUGUACCUGGGGGACCUCGUCAGGAACUGCACCUUGAAUAUCACCAAGACGGUGAAAGAGGAUGCUGCAAGGUACCGCUUCCGCUUGAAGACUAACGCCGAAGGGUACGCUGGACCGAAAGGAGUCAUAGUCAACGUCACUAAUGGAGAGGAUGUGAAGGUCAGAAGCUCCGUCACUGACCAUGUGGUGAAAGAGGGCGGUCAGGUCACACUCACCUGUACCUCAGCCUGCUCCUUCCACCAAUUGGACGUCCACUGGUACAGAAAUGGCCAUGCCCUAUCAGAGACAGGCCCCGCCCUCCACCUCAGCAAUCUGACCAAUGACGACACAGGGAAUUACACCUGCUCUCUGGACUCCAGUGGGCAGAACACCUCUGCGCCUUUGAGUCUAUUGGUGUUGGUAGAUGAAGAGAAGUCUGGCUGGCUCCUGUCAGUGCCGGUGGUGUUGGUGCUGUUGGCUGUGUUCCUUCUCCUCCUGGCUGGGCUGGUCUUCACUAAAAGGAGACAAGCACAAAAAAAGGAAUCAGAGGUGAUUCAAAAACAGGAGGUGGACCGUAAACAGGAAGCGGUGGGAGCUUCGGAGGAAGUCAGCUAUUCGACCGUCCACUUCAAACCAAGCUCCUCAAGGUCAGCCCCUGGACCGGAACAUGAGAUCGUCUACAGCGAGGUCGUUGGCUGAACCAAACUCAAGCAGCAACUCCUCUUCCUCCUCCAGUGAUGACCGAGAUAAGGGAACACUGACGUCAUCAUGUCUGUUGUCUCUCACAGACUUAUUGGUUGAGUCUUGAUUUUUUCAGUUUAUAUUUCUGAUUGUAACAUUUCUGAUGAUUUCAGUGUUUUAUGCAUUUGAGUUUUCUUUCUUUAUCGUAUGUUGUUGUUUAUUCUGAAUAUACUCAAGGUUGUCUAAAUAACGGUGAGGUUUGUAAAGACUGGUUCUUCUCCAUUCUGCUCCUGAUGACUAGGCUACUUUUUAAAAAAUACUUCUCCAUUUAGUUUUCUGAUGGCAAGGCAACUCAGUCUUUCGUGAGCCUGUCCUUCUUCUGCUAGCUUACAGUAUUUAUGCAAUCAUAUCUUGACAGACUAUCGGUCAUGUAUGCUUACAAUAAGAUCUGUCUUGUUCUUAUCAUCGGUGGUUGCUGUGUUAAAGUGAAGCCAUUUUAAAUACUGAUAAAGUUAAUGGGAGGCAGAUAAUCACCCUCACCACUGUGGAGCUAAUAUAAGAAGGGGGAAGUAGAAUUCACUGAAACUCAGCAGGAACUUUGUCUGCUGCCAUGUGUGUCGAAGUCCUCUCUGCUCCGAACACUAUUAUUAAGAUAUCAGAAGUCAGAUAGAAUUGAAUUAAAGUCUUUUUGUGAAGCAUCUGUAUAAAAAAUACAGGUAUUAUAGGUAUGCAUAACCCAAUUUAGACAUCGAACAAGCUUUUUGGGAACUUUAUUAGACCUUUCAAGUAGGCUAUUAAACUAUAGAAGUUGAAUUAUUACCU
Messenger RNA from Gadus macrocephalus (Pacific cod), 1797 nucleotides. Its product is annotated as B-cell receptor CD22-like. The record is from RefSeq and is a predicted model, not a curated record. The transcript has 7 exons. NCBI's taxonomy places the organism in Eukaryota, Metazoa, Chordata, Actinopteri, Gadiformes, Gadidae. The coding region runs from base 61 to 993 and encodes 310 amino acids.